GGAGCGGACGGGCGCGAGCUUGUGGGAGUGAGUGAGUGAGAGAGUGAGUGACUGAGCGAGCGAGUGAGUGUGUGUGUGGGAGUGGGGGUGAGAGAGAGGCAUCCCGACCGCGAGGCCGUGAGAAAGUGGGCGAGGACGCGCGGCCUGGCUGCGGGAGCCGCGGGCGGCGGAGGAGAAAGGAGGCGGCUCCCGGCAUCCCGACCCCUCCCCCUCCGCCUCAGCAGACUUCCAGCCGGACCCGCGGCCCGCGCUUCCUCCGAGGCCGCAGCCCGGCCCGGCCAGGCCGCCGAACCAGAUAAAGUUUACAUUCAAGAAAAGAGGAAAUAAUCCAGAAAAGGAAAACAAAUCAAGAUGUGUAGCUCUGUGGCCGCCAGGUUGUGGUUUUUGACAGAUCGUCGCAUCAGGGAAGACUAUCCCCAAAAAGAGAUCUUACGAGCUUUGAAGGCCAAAUGUUGUGAGGAGGAGCUGGACUUCAGGGCGGUGGUGAUGGAUGAGGUGGUGUUGACAAUUGAGCAAGGAAACCUGGGUCUACGGAUCAAUGGAGAACUAAUCUCUGCCUACCCCCAGGUGGUGGUAGUGAGAGUUCCAACCCCUUGGGUGCAAAGCGAUAGUGACAUCACUGUUUUGCGCCAUCUAGAGAAGAUGGGAUGCAGGUUGAUGAACCGACCUCAAGCCAUCCUGAACUGUGUUAAUAAAUUCUGGACAUUUCAAGAGUUAGCUGGCCAUGGAGUUCCUCUACCAGAUACUUUCUCUUAUGGUGGCCAUGAAAAUUUUGCUAAAAUGAUUGAUGAAGCAGAAGUACUGGAGUUCCCAAUGGUAGUGAAGAAUACGAGGGGUCAUAGAGGCAAAGCUGUCUUUUUGGCACGGGAUAAGCACCAUUUGGCUGAUCUAAGCCAUCUUAUUCGCCAUGAAGCUCCAUACCUGUUCCAGAAGUAUGUUAAGGAGUCUCAUGGGCGGGACGUGCGUGUCAUUGUUGUGGGAGGCCGUGUGGUUGGCACCAUGUUACGUUGCUCAACAGACGGGAGGAUGCAAAGCAACUGCUCAUUAGGUGGUGUGGGGAUGAUGUGCUCAUUGAGUGAACAAGGGAAGCAGCUAGCCAUCCAGGUGUCUAAUAUUCUGGGCAUGGAUGUGUGUGGCAUUGACCUGUUGAUGAAAGAUGACGGCUCCUUCUGUGUCUGCGAGGCCAAUGCAAAUCCUUUUCAGGAGCCAAAAAACCAAAUCCAAACAAACAAAAAUACCCAGAGAAAAAACUUUCCUUCUUCCCCCUUCCUGAUGAUGAGUGAGAAGUAUUGAGAACUUUCGGGGUCAGUGCCCUUCUAAACUCCCCUCCCCCCAAUAAUGCAGCUGUAUAAUGAAUGCUAAAUGCAGCGGUUUGGACUCAGGCACAACCCGGCCUGUUUGCAGGUAAUUUGACUCUCCUUUUUUCCAUCACCAGGCUAACUUUACUUUCUUUAAAGUUUCCUUUCUUUAUGCACUUUAAAGACAACCAUGAGUUCGUCAGUUUAAAAAAAAAUAUCUAGUAAUGAUUUGAUUAAAGAGCUUUUGGGGAUAAAGUUUGAGCUGAUUGAGAUGAACUCAGGACUUUGGGGAUUUUGCUUAACCAUUCAGAUGAUUCCAUUCCUUGCAUAUAUGUCUAUAAUUAAGUACUUCAGAGUGUGACUUUUGGCUUUGUUUUUGUUUUGGGUUUGUUUCUUCCAUUGUGCUACUCUGGCUUAAGCUUUUUCAGGGGUUGGUGUUCCGAAUACACAGUGAGCUCACAGUAUAAAGACAUCAAUUAGGAGUGGACAGGUAUGGAAAACUAGAGUGGUAAAAAGGUAAAAUUAGGUUCUAGGCUAUAUGGUAAAAACAUAUAGUGGUCAGGUGACCUUGGUGCUUCACUUUCUGUUAACAUCACUCUAAAAGUGAAUGGGGAAACAGAUAAUGGAAAGCAUUUUAGUUAUUUUAGGAAUAAUGUGGUAUCAGAACUAAUUGUUCUAGUAUUUCUGACACACAAGUUCCAUUAGCGGUAGAUGUGAGCUAUUUGGAUUGUUGUAAAUAUCAUGAUUUUAAGCAUUCAAAAAUUAUAGUUUUGAACAGAGAGCAUUUCUCAAGUGCAGUACAGUUAGCUAGGUUAAGAUCAUAAAACAGAGUUAGUGGAAGAAUAGGAAUACAGCUUGUCCAUUUUGAUAGCCUUCCUGUUAGAAGACUUUCCCUUUCCUUUUCUUUCCAGUCAACCUAUCCUGUCUCCUGUCUUUCCUAAGGUUUUAGCUCUAACAUGAGAGCUGAAACUCAUAUUUUUACAAUUUUUGGAGUUAAUCCUCUUUCUAGUAAGUUCCAGUGAAAGUGGCUAGAACCUCUUUUACAUAUGCUUCUGCAUGAUUUUAUUCUUGAAUUAUAUGUGUGCUGUCCAAAGAGGCUGUAAGUCUAACACUAGUGGAUUCACUAGUGAAUAGGAAAUCCUGGCCCAGAGUGCUCUUUCUAUAGCUAAAGGGGGUAUGUAAAAGGUUAUUAGCCAUUCUGUACUUCAGUUGACUUAAGGAUUGUCAUGUCCCUAAGUGUCUUAAGACAAAAUAAUUUUCUGUUAAACUGAAAUUUACUACUGAAGGAAUUCCAACUGCAUAAUACUAAAGGGCUCAUUCAGGAGACCCUUGUCUUCCUCCUGAGGAGAAUGGCCACCAUUAGAAUGAUUGGAGCACGUGAUCGCAUAGUGUACGGAGAGUUUAAGAACCUCCAUUUCAACUGUCCCCAUUGAAUACUUGUAAGGAAUAAUCUUGCUUUUAGAUUUUUGUCAUAUUCAAACUUACUAGGUGGACCUUAUAUAGCAUAUAUACCUGGAUGCUAUUGUGGGAUUUGGGAACAUGAGGGGUGGGGUGAACUGUUGUUGUUUUAGGUUUCAGUCAGACAGACAUCCCUGUGCCCCACUUCCCAGAAGCACAGCAGGCCUCUAGGAGCAUCCGUGGGAACCUCGCAGUCCUGGCAUCACCACCUUCUCCUGCUCAGGCGCAUCCCAUAUACAGAGGUCAAAAGGGUGGGGUUUGAGAUCGGGGGAAGGAAUGAGAAAGUAGAAACAAUGUCAUUGCGGUGCCACUGUUGAGUAGCUUUUGGUGCUUAUGUCAGUGUUUGUUUUAUUUCCUGAUUUUUUUUUUUUAACGUUGGCAAACUACAUACUUAUUG
This is a messenger RNA of Castor canadensis (American beaver), 3153 nucleotides long. RefSeq names its product ribosomal modification protein rimK like family member B (gene Rimklb). Gene Ontology annotation, molecular function: ATP binding; metal ion binding; N-acetyl-L-aspartate-L-glutamate ligase activity. NCBI's taxonomy places the organism in Eukaryota, Metazoa, Chordata, Mammalia, Rodentia, Castoridae. Gene Ontology annotation, biological process: protein modification process. The record is from RefSeq and is a predicted model, not a curated record. Gene Ontology annotation, cellular component: cytoplasm.